AUGCCGAUUGACAUUGUGUGGACGAUUAUCAAGGAGGGCGCGGACUGGGUCGGGCCUCUCAAGUCACUCGCCAUCAACUAUGGCCCCUACAUCGUCAUCGCGGCGCUGCUGAAGCGCUUCUUCUCGGGCGCGUCGAAUACCUGGGAGCGCGAGAUGCACGGCCGAGUGGUGAUGAUAACAGGCGGCACCUCAGGAAUUGGUCAAGCUGUGGCCGAGGAUCUCGCCCACAGAGGGGCCCAGCUGAUCUUCCUCACGCGCUCACUCUCUGACGCGUUUCUCAUUGACUACAUCGCCGACCUGCGCGAGCGGUCUAAGAAUCAGCUAAUCUACGCAGAGGAGGUUGAUCUUGCGGACCUCCACUCAAUUCGCGUGUUUGCCACAAAAUGGCUCGACAACUCGCCUCCGCGACGACUCGACACCCUCGUCUGCUGCGCUGCCGCCUCGCAGCCUCCGUUCAAGCCUCGCCAGUUCACGGCCGACGGCAUCGAGCAGCAAUGGGGAGUGAACUACCUCGGUCAUUACCAUCUCAUUACCAUGCUCUCACCUGCAUUUCGCGUCCAGCCGCCUGGCCGCGACGUGCGAAUCGUGGUCGCAGGCUGCUCGUCGUACGUACUCGCCGACUUUGACAUCGCUGAUCCCGGUUUUGAAAAACGCCCGUACCCGUCCUCAAAGCCAUGGAGAGUCUACGGAUCUUCUAAGCUUGCGCUUCGUAUGUUUGCGCGCGAGUUCCAGCGCACGCUCGACGCUUACCAGCGCCCGGACAAGCAGCCCAACAACGCGCGCAUAUUCAUCGCCGACACGGGCCUCUCGCGCACGCCGUCGACGCGCAUAUAUCUCUCGCUUGGUACUCUCUGGGGUUUACUGCUGUAUCUGAUCAUGUGGCCGAUAUGGUGGAUCGUGCUCAAGAGUCCGCAGCAGGGAGCGCAGACAGUUUUGCAUGCAAUCAUGAGUCCGGAGGGAGCCGAGGGCCCUGGCGCGAAGAUAUAUCGCGAGUGCGCGGUGAUGACGAAGCCGUCGCCGAUGAAAAUUGCAAACGACGAGGAGGUUUCGAAGAAGCUCUAUGAUCAGACAGCUGCGCGUAUCCAGGAGCUCGAGAAAGCAGGCGCGAUAAGGCGGAAGCUCGAGGCAAAGACCAAAGAUAACACGUCUACGGGAUCAGCGAAGCAGAAAAAGAGGCCGUCGAAGAAAACUUAG
Messenger RNA from Myxozyma melibiosi, 1194 nucleotides. RefSeq lists its product as uncharacterized. The transcript has 3 exons. The record is from RefSeq and is a predicted model, not a curated record. NCBI's taxonomy places the organism in Eukaryota, Fungi, Ascomycota, Lipomycetes, Lipomycetales, Lipomycetaceae. Bases 1 to 1194 code for a protein of 397 amino acids.